Molecule: messenger RNA, 2184 nt
Organism: Colossoma macropomum (tambaqui)
Lineage: Eukaryota; Metazoa; Chordata; Actinopteri; Characiformes; Serrasalmidae
Gene: ids
Product: iduronate 2-sulfatase
Exons: 9
Coding region: 118-1794 (558 amino acids)
Molecular function (GO): iduronate-2-sulfatase activity
Source: RefSeq, a predicted model, not a curated record
ACAAAACAUUAAAAACAUGCCGAGGGAAGGUCAGCGAUGUAAGAUGUAACGUGGGGGCAAUUUUUAUUAGUUUUUACAGCCGUCUGGGCGGAUCGAUUAAUCGUUAACAGCUCUAGGAUGCUUUCAAAGGCCCAGACAUGGCUGUCUGUGUUGCUGUUACACCUCAUGGAGCCGUGUUUAUUCGCCAAAGGGAGAUUAAAUGUGCUGUUCAUCAUAGCUGACGAUCUGAGACCAACUUUGGGCUGCUACUCUGAUCCAGUUGUAAAGUCACCAAACAUUGAUCAGCUUGCCUCUAAAAGUACAGUGUUCUACAACGCGUAUGCACAGCAAGCAGUAUGUGGCCCUAGCAGGACCUCUUUCCUAACAAGCCGAAGACCAGACACCACCAAACUGUAUGACUUCAACUCAUACUGGAGAGUCAGUGCAGGAAACUACACCACACUCCCUCAGCACUUCAAAUCGAACGGGUACACAACCUUGUCUGUGGGGAAAGUUUUCCAUCCAGGCAUCGCCUCCAAUCACACGGAUGAUUACCCUUACAGCUGGUCUGUACCGCCAUAUCAUCCACCCUCUUUCAGCUAUGAAAAGAGGAAGGUUUGUAAAAAUAAAGACGGCACACUUCACAGUAACCUGCUGUGCCCGGUGAACGUGUCCGAGAUGCCUUUGAGAACCCUGCCUGACCUGGAGAACGCUGAAGAGGCCAUAAGGCUGCUCAAGCUGAUGAAAGAUACAGGGAACCCCUUCUUUCUAGCAGUGGGCUUCUACAAACCUCACAUUCCCUUCCGAAUCCCACAGGAGUACCUCAAGCUCUAUCCCAUUGAGAACAUGACGUUGGCUCCAGAUCCAGAUGUUCCUAAGAAGCUUCCGGACGUGGCCUACAACCCAUGGACUGACAUUCGGAAGCGAGAGGAUGUCAAGGCUCUGAAUCUUAGCUUUCCAUACGGACCAAUCCCUAAAGACUUUCAGCUUCGUAUUCGACAGCACUACUUUGCCUCUGUAUCGUAUGUGGACGCUCAGGUUGGAAAGGUCCUGCAGGCUCUUGAUGAUCUAGACUUGUCCAAGGAGACCAUUGUAGUGUUCACUUCAGACCAUGGCUGGUCCCUCGGAGAGCAUGGGGAAUGGGCCAAGUACAGCAACUUUGAUGUGGCCACCCGUGUGCCAUUAAUAGUGUACAAGCCAGGUGUGACCUCGCCUCUACCUCGGCCUGGAGAGAAGACUUUCUCCUACGUGGACGUGUUUGAAAACACACAGGAGCAGUUUGGCGAAGGCUAUGAGGUGCACAGCAUGGUGGAGCUGGUGGACAUCUUCCCCACUCUGGCCUCCGUGGCUGGGCUGCCUUUGCUUCACCACUGCCCCGUCCCCUCUUUCAAAGUCCAGCUGUGCACAGAGGGCUUCAACCUGGCCCGCAUGCUCGGCCGCCAAGAAUGGACCAUCAAUCACCAGGCCUACGCCUACAGCCAGUACCCGCGGCCCUCCGACACCAUCCAGCAAAACUCGGACCUGCCCGACCUGGCCGACAUCCGGGUCAUGGGCUACUCGCUGCGCUCCAACGACUACCGCUACACUUUGUGGGUGAGCUUCGACCCCGUCCACUUUCUGGCCAACCUGACAGACAUUCACGCGGGCGAGCUUUACGUCCUCUCUGAAGAUCCAGGCCAGGACAACAACAUAUUCGACGAGUUUACUCGCAGCCUGGUGCUGCUAAAGCUCGGCGCUCAGCCCCAAUGGACCGAGAGCCUGAAGCAGCACUUGAUGUACUUCAGCGCAGCCUCAAAAACGAAAUGGACUCUGUGAUCUUUUUUCAUUGUGCUGUAGCAAAAAAGGGAGAAUUCGAGUGCAUGACUUCUUUUUUUUUUUUUCAGCUUUGUUACAAUGAUCUGAAGCAGUGACAUGUUUUGUACCGCUUUACAGUUACGUUGUGUGUUAUGCCGUGGCUUUGAAAAUGACCUCCAGCACUUUUAUUUUAUACUUGUUACAAUGAUUACUUAGUUACUGCUUAGAAAAAGGGAACUGCAGGGAAAAAUACCUCAAAAAUACCUCAAAAACACCUCUCUAAGGUCACAGAAUGGAAAGUGUACCUUACACUGUUGAGAGCUGUAAUGUGUGAGAUAGCUUCCUUGUCCAUUUUGUAAUGUGUUGCCAAACACGGAGUGAAGUAAAGUCGAGCAAACGGGGAAAAAAAAA